Messenger RNA from Boleophthalmus pectinirostris (great blue-spotted mudskipper), 4715 nucleotides. RefSeq names its product phosphodiesterase 6C, cGMP-specific, cone, alpha prime (gene pde6c). Gene Ontology annotation, biological process: visual perception; signal transduction. The record is from RefSeq and is a predicted model, not a curated record. Bases 531 to 3080 code for a protein of 849 amino acids. The transcript has 22 exons. NCBI's taxonomy places the organism in Eukaryota, Metazoa, Chordata, Actinopteri, Gobiiformes, Gobiidae. Gene Ontology annotation, molecular function: protein binding; 3',5'-cyclic-nucleotide phosphodiesterase activity.
CAGUCUGCAGGUGUCUGUUCAACCCUUUAAUACUCUCCCUGGAGAAUCCUGGCAAGGUCUUACAAAACACAAUCCUUUUUUUUUUUUUUUUUUUUACCUCUUCAUUGUAUUGUUUCACCUACGCAGUGUCCCGAAUCCACCUUUACUGCUACUGAGGGGACCGGGGGAACACCAAAGCUGACUUUUGACCCGACUCUCCCUCGCACUACUCUACACACGUUGGGAAAAUCUAGUGGUAUAAAAUGAUCAGCGCGCGGGAUUUGCAGGUUAAGGGCGCUUAGGAAUAGGGCUUUUAAUGUCAUGACGUCACAUUAAUUAGUGGCCACUUUGAUCCCUUCAGCUCCUAAGCCCCAGCUCUGCUCACUGAGACUGUCUGCGCACACGAGAUGAUGCGUUAGUGGCUAUCCAGGGAUCGUGGAGGACCCAGUGCAUGUGUGGCUGUAGGGUCACUGCUUUUCCACGCUUUUUUUCAGGUGAUGUUAUUGUAAAAGGGAUACAACUAAAGAAAGGGGAUCGCUAAAGUUGUCAAAAUGGCCGACAAGGAUAGUGUGGAGAAAUACCUGGAGAACAACCCACAAUUCGCCAAAGAGUAUUUCGACAAGAAGAUUCGCGCCGAGGCCCUGACCGCCGCCUUCAACGCCAACCUCGAAGUAAAGGACACCGCGUCGUUCAAGGAUGUUAACUCCGUCCAGGAAUCCGCGAUCAUCUUCGAGCUGGUCAAAGAGCUGCAAAAACCCGGGAAUAUGGAGCAGUCUCUACACAAAGUCAUGCAGAGAAUUGCGCUCAUCAUUCAGGCGGACCGGGUCAGCUUUUACGCGCUACGGGCACGGAACGGGACGCCCGAGCUGUCCACAUGUCUCUUUGACGUGACCCCGACGUCCAAAUAUGAAAGUAACAUAGUGCACCCGCAGUCCGAGAUCGUGUUUCCACUGGACAUCGGUAUCGUGGGCCACACCGCGCACACCAAAAAGCCCCAAAAUGUUCCUGACGUCACAAAGAACCCAAAAUUCAGUGACUUUGUGGACAAACAGACAGGAUACAAGACCAAAUGCCUGCUCAGUUUCCCUCUCAUCGCUGAAAAAGAGUGCCUUGGUGUCGUCAUGGCGCUUAACAAAAUCGGAGCAGAUGCUUUCACUGCGGAAGAUGAGGCGCUGUUCCACAAGUACAUGAGUUUUGCCCAAGUGAUCGCGCUGCAGCACUACACCACCUACAUGUUCAAUGUGGAGUCCAGAAGGAGUCAGGUCCUGCUCUGGUCGGCCAGCAAAGUCUUUGAAGAGUUGACAGAUAUUGAGAGGCAGUUUCACAAAGCUCUCUACACUGUAAGAACUUACCUCCAAUGUGAAAGAUACUCAGUGGGCCUGCUGGACAUGACAAAAGAAAAGGAAUUCUAUGAUGAAUGGCCGGUUAAAUUGGGAGAUGUGGAGCCAUAUAAAGGACCCAAAACACCAGAUGGCAGGGAAGUAGUCUUUUACAAGAUUAUUGACUAUCUGCUUGAAGACAAAGAAGAAAUUAAAGUCAUCCCCGGUCCGCCUGCAGAUCACUGGGCCCUAGUUAGCGGACUACCAACCUACGUCGCAGAAAAUGGCUUUAUCUGUAACAUGAUGAAUGUGGCUGCAGACGAUUACUUCGCUUUCCAGAAAGGACCAGUGGAUGAGUCUGGAUUCGUCAUCAAAAACUGCCUGUCCCUGCCCAUCGUCAACAAGAAAGAAGAAAUUGUUGGCAUCGCCACUUUUUUCAACAGGAAAGAUGGAAGACCUUUUGAUGAACACGAUGAGCAGAUCACUGAGGCCCUGACACAGUUCCUGGGUUGGUCCGUGCUGAACUGUGACACUUAUGAUAAGCUGAACCGCACUGAGUACAGGAGAGAGAUCGCUCAGGAGAUGCUGAUGUAUCAGACCAAGUGUACCCCAGCUGAACUGCAGUCCAUCCUGAAUACUAAAGAAAAGUUUGAUGCCGACCCUGAAGACUGCGAUCAGAAGGAGAUGUACAAAUUACUACGAGCCAACAUCCCACCAGCUAAUGAUGUGAAUGGAGAAGACCUGUAUAAAUUCUCCUUUAGCGACUUCCCUGUCUCUGAGUUUGACCUCAUUAAAGCUGGCAUUCGCAUGUUUUUUGAGCUGGGAGUAGUUGAGAAAUUCAAAGUCCCCGCUGAGACUCUGACCAGAUGGAUGUAUACAGUGAGAAAGGGUUACCGAGACAUCACUUACCACAACUGGAGGCAUGGCUUCAAUGUGGGCCACACCAUGUUUUGUCUGUUGCAGACUGGGAAACUGAGGAAAUACUACUCUGAUCUGGAUGCCUUUGCGAUGGUAUCUGCUGCUUUCUGCCACGAUAUCGAUCACCGAGGAACCAACAACCUCUAUCAGACAAAGAGCGCACAUCCUCUGGCCAAACUGCACGGAUCAUCUAUUCUAGAGAGGCACCAUUUGGAAUACAGCAAAACGCUAAUGGGCGAAGAGGCAUUGAACAUUUUCUGCAACCUUCAAAAACGUCAAUUCGAAACUGUACAACACUUGUUUGACGUCUGCAUCAUUGCCACCGAUCUGGCUCUUUACUUCAAAAAAAGAACCAUGUUUCAAAAUAUUGUCAACGCCACUGAGCCAAUGACAGAUGAAAAAGAAGCCACUGCUUACAUUUCCAACAACCCUGUCAGGAAAGAAAUUGUGAUGGCUAUGAUGAUGACCGGCUGUGACUUGUCUGCCAUUACGAAGCCUUGGGAAGUGCAGAGCAAGGUGGCUCUGAUGGUUGCAGCUGAAUUCUGGGAGCAGGGUGAUUUAGAAAGAACUGUGCUAGACCAGCAACCAAUUCCCAUGAUGGACCGAAACUGUUCAGAGCAACUGCCCAAGAUGCAGUGCGGUUUCAUUGACUUUGUGUGCUCAUUUGUGUACAAGGAGUUUGCCCGAUUCCACAAAGAGAUCCAGCCUAUGUUUGAUGGACUGAACAACAACAGAGCACACUGGAACGAACUGGCUGAAGUAUACAAUGCAAAGAUGAAGGCCAUUGAGGAUGAGAAGAAGAAACUGGAGGGAGGCGGCGAAGAGAAAACUGAAGGGAAGUCAAAGACCUGCUCCAUCUGCUGAAACUAUACAUCUGCACUAAUGAGGACUGCUGUUGGCUACACUUAUCUCUCCUGGUCGACAGCUCUGAAGUCCUGCUUCUUUGUGAGCCUGCUCUUUCUACUCUGAAGGACUUUUUUGUUCUAAGAUGGACCAGUCUACGUGUCCUGGACACAGAAGAAUUGUAGUAUAUAGACACAGUACAUGUCUCCAUGUACAACAGAGCUAUUACAGAUCUUGGCUUCAAGGUAGCAAUUAAGGAUCUUUGACCAACAAGGUUGGCAACCGGCAGAUAAAGGCAUAUUAAUCAGAGUUGUAAAUGUCACAAAGGUUUGUUUUAUGCCAAAGCACAGAUAGAUGCACAACGCACUUAGCUGCCACUGGUUUGGCAGUCGAGCUGAAGGUUACUGUUGAAUAAUGGUGAACAGGUGAUUGGAAUAUUCUAAAACUACAUUUGGUUAUAUAGUACAGAGUUUGACAUGGCUUUUACAGUAGGCUGUCAAACCUUUUUACUCAGGCAAAGAUUUGGUAUGUAUGUAUGCAGUUUCAUUUUAUUACCAUCAUUUAGGGUGCGUUCACACUUUAUACACAUUAUAUUCAGACCAGGAACUAAAGCUGGACUAGACUAAACCAGGACUAAACCAAGUCUACAUCAGGACAUAUUGUGCUCAAACCAGGGAAAGUGUGAACCCACCCUUUGACUUUCGGAGGGUUUUUAUACUUGAAUUAUCUUGGAUGAAGAAUAUUGGACAGUGUUGAAAAAUGCAAACACCAAGUUUCAUGCAUAAGUAUGCACAGACAGCUUUCACACCGAGCUGUUUGCACUGUGUAAAUGUUUAGUAAAAUAAUAUAAUGUAGAUGUAACAAAGACAUUUCUGAAAUGUACGUUUUAAUUGUAAAUAGAUAAAACACAGAGAAUGUAAAUGAAAAAGUUGAUGGAAACCCAUUUCUUUCACAAAACUUAAAUCACAAAGUUUAGUGAAGACAUUGUUUCACCUAAAUCAUUGUGAUGUCAGUCAGGAGAUGUACACUGCUUUUAUUUAAACCACUCAAUACACACGAGGGUAGACCGGAGGCUGCCACCAUCCUUAGUACAAACAAUUAUGAGCCUAAGGUACUGAGACUAUAAACACUAGCAGUGUCAACCGGGUGCAAAUGUCAAUCCUUUAACUCUAACCCAUAACGGAACCUGUUCUGUUGGGCAUUAGUGGGCAGCAUGUACUCUGCUAUUUCAGAAUCACUUUGGAUUUCUCCUUCCUUAAGCAAACUUAGGCUGAAGCUCUCGUUGUGUGGUUACACAACACAAUGCCAUUUCCUUUAAUCAAUGGGGCAUUGACCAGUCUCCUAAUCCAAUCAGAAUGGCUUUGGGAAUACCAGGAAACUCUUUGGUUGGAGCAGAGUGACACCAUGCUCAUGACUAGAGUCAGGACUGUUUUCAUGUACAGUGCAGCGUACAGUUUGUAUCAGCACUUUCUGACUGCAGAGAUACAAAACAUUGGUAUCUUUAAAACAGAACACAGCAGGUCUGUACAUGCCAUGUGGUGCAUUUAUGCAAUACCAGACAAUGUGAUGAAGCUUUUAGAAACUUAAAGACCCUUACUGUAUGUGUCCUGAUAUGUAUUAUAUAUGUAUGCAAAUAAAGACUAUAUGGUGGUGUAC